AUGGUGAGUUAUGCCUACGAGGUGCAGAAGCUGCUAGCUCUGAAAGACGCGUUCUCUCAGUACGCGCCAGCAGCGCUGCCGUCCUGGAGCGUGGAGGGCGGAGACCCGUGCAAGAGCCAGUGGAAGGAGGGGAAAAUCGCGUGCAACAACGCCGGACGCGUUAUCAGACUAAACCUGUCAAAUCAGAACCUCAAGGGACCGCUGCCAGGCCAGGAGCUAGCCAAGUUGGUGGCGCUGAGAAGACUGGACCUCGGUUUCAACAACUUCACGGGGGAGAUUCCAAUUGAGCUCGCUGACCUCGGCAGCAUCACCUACCUGUCGCUGGAGAGCAAUCAGAUCGAGGGUGCCCUUCCCGACUGGAUUGGCUCAGAAUGGCCCUCGCUGGUGCACCUGAGGCUGGCCAGCAACCAGUUUUCGGGGCAGAUUCCGAACGGCUUCGGGCAGCUGAAAAACCUCGUGAUGCUGGACCUAGCGUCCAACCAGUUCUCAGGCUCCAUCCCUACGGACAUUCAGGUGUGCUCGCGCCUGGAGCAGCUGUCGCUUUCUGGAAACUCCCUCUCGGGCCCGCUCCCCACGUGGAUCGGCAGCCUUAAGCAGCUGCGCGUGCUUGAAAUGUUUUCCAACAACCUCUCCGGCACCAUCCCUGCCGAAAUCGCCCAGGCCACCUCCCUUGAAUCCAUUGCUCUCGACGACAAUGACCUCUCGGGCACGCUACCAGAUGCGCUGGGAAAUCUCCCAUCCCUGGCAGCGCUCUACAUGGCGUCCAACCUGCUGGAGGGGCCCAUCCCCUACAGCUACCACCGCCUCAAUGGGCUCAUGUACAUCGAUCUGAGCUACAACACGGGCAUCAACGGCACCGUGCCCGAGUUUUUCGGCAACAUGUGGCUGCUGGAGUCCAUUGCGUUUGAGAACUGCAACCUCACGGGUACAAUCCCGGCUUCCCUCGGAUCGCUCUCCCUCCUCGUGGAGAUCUUCCUCGACAACAACAAGCUCACCGGCUCCAUCCCUGACACGCUCGGGGGCCUCGAGGCGCUCAACAAGCUGUACCUGAACCAGAACUUCCUGGAAGGUUCCGUGCCGUCCACGCUGUGCAACCUGACCAAUGUGCGGGAGAUCAAUCUGUCCAAGAACGGGCUCGAUGGGGACCUGCCCUUGUGCCUCGUGACUCUGCCGCACGUGACAUCGCUCUUGGUGUCCUACAAUCAGUUGUCAGGAGACGUGCCGGACAUACCAGACGACUCAAAGCUCUUCUUCAGAUACGACCACAACUGCUACGAGGGAAUGCCGGACCAAUCCCCAUGUGCCGAGCCUUCCUUUACCAGCGAUGGCACCACCACCAGCGACGGGAAUAUCAACGAUUAUGGAGCAGACAACGCCACCUGGUCUGACACCACAGCGGACGAUUACCAGCAGUUUUACGACUCGGAUAGCGAUAGCAGCAGCAGCGGUGGUAACCAGCAGCAGCAGAGCCAGUCAUCCUCCAGCCACACCCCUGUGUUCAUCUACAUUCUUCUGCCGCUCCUAGCUAUGGUGCUGGCAUGCGUGGCAGCGUACCACUUCUCACCCAAGUUCAGAGAUGCAGUGCACGUGCUGAUCAACGGGAGGGACAAACUGGGCGUGACUGAGUUUGAUCUCACGCGCAUCAAGAAGGCGACAGGAAACUUCACAGCAGAGUAUGGACGGGGGAGCUUCGGCGUGGUGUUUCUGGCGGACGAGUUUUUCAAAGGGCAGGCGGAGCCGCGAGCCAUCAUCAAGCGAGCUCACGACCCGCAGAAGGUCAGCGAGUUCCUGUUCAAGUGCAAGGUGGAAAUACUAGCCAAGGCGCGGCACCGCUACGUGGUGAAUCUGCACGGCUACUGCGUCAACCAGGGGGAGCGCAUCCUCGUUUAUGAGUUCCUCCCUAACGGCACUCUCUUCGACCGCCUGCACCGCCCCGAACUAGAGCCUCUCGCAUGGGAAACACGAGUACGUGUGGCAUACCACAUUGCCAGUGCCCUGGAGCAUCUGCACCACGACCUCACCCCACCGCUGGUGCACCGAGCAGUGACCUCCUCCAACAUUCUCCUGGCUGCUGACAUGACAGCUAAGUUGAGCGAUUUCGGCAUAGCCAAGGGCAGCAGUGGUGGCAAGACGGCCUUCGAUGACACGCCGCGGCGCAAGAAGAGCCGCAAGCACAAGCAGGUGGCUGACGUGCAGUCGCCCUCGCCACAGAUGGAGAAGGCGGAUGUGUAUGGGUUCGGAGUGGUGCUGCUGGAGUUAAUUACAGGGCAGAAGGCCAUGAAGGAGGUUCACAUUACCACCAUGGUGAGAGAGGGUGCAUGCCUGAUCUCCCUCCCUUUCCCACCACAUUUCCCUCUUCUCCCAUCAGGCUGCCCCUUUCCUGGAGGGUCCUCAGAUGAUGCCUCUCAUGGCUGCUCCCUUCCUAGAAGACCCGCAGAUGCAGAUGAUGCCUCUCAUGGUGGACCCCUACCUGGGUGCUCAGUGUCUAGUGCGCUCAGUGUGUCCCCAUCACAAUCCCUGCUUCCCCACCACCCACCCAAUCAGGCCGCCCGCUUCCUGGAGGAUCCUCAGAUGAUGCCUCUCAUGGUGGACCCCUACCUGGGCGCUGAGGGUGUGGGAUUCGAGGCUGCCCCUUUCCUGGAAGACCCUCAGAUGAUGCCUCUUAUGGUCGACCCCUACCUGGGCGGCAAUUAUCGGCAGGAGGAGCUCAUAGAGCUGGGCGGCUUGGCCCGCGACUGCAUCCAAGAAAACGCCGCUUGCCGCCCGUCCAUGCGCGAGGUUCUCGAGAGAAUGGAGGAGAAUCUGCCGUCCGUCGGUGUGUGUAUCGAAGGGGACGGGAUUGGAGGGAAGGCAGGAGGAGACGACGAGGAAUCCGGGUUACUUGUGGAGGGGUACUCCGCGGCCGCGCCCACGUUCGGGCAGGGUGUUACGCACCUGCACCCUCCGAAUGUGAGGGUGGACGGCGGGGGGCACGAGCACGGAUCUGCUGUGAUGCGGGAAGAGAGGCAAGUGACGGGGAUAUCGGGGAUUUCAGCGCCGGCGUCUGCUUGGGCGUCAAUUGAGGGGUUUGCCAAGUCGAUCAAGAGCGCGAUUGUGAACCCGAGGGGGCACCGGGGGGAGUCGGAUCAUGAGAUGUCGUCGCUGCUGGUGCUGGGGACGAAGACAGGGAGCAGCAGCAGCAGUGGGCGGUGA
Molecule: messenger RNA, 3192 nt
Organism: Closterium sp. NIES-65
Lineage: Eukaryota; Viridiplantae; Streptophyta; Zygnematophyceae; Desmidiales; Closteriaceae
Source: the annotation of a GenBank genome assembly